AACGGCCGUAUAACGUAGAGAAAGUCAGUCCCGACGUUGGCGCCGCAACAGACGUAAGUGCUAUAGGACGCGCCUCCUUGUAAAACCGCCCUUUCUUCUCCCACCCUCUCUCGCUUCCGGUACCAUCCGCGGCGUAUUCCGCUAACAAUCGCGCGAGGGAUCUGCAUAAACGAGAGAGAAAGCGAGGGAAAAAAAAAAGUCAACGGAAGGGGAUCGCCGAUAAAUAUAUAUCGUUCUCUCGCGAGGGACAUAAGUAUAAAUCAAAGAAGAAAAGAUCUUGAGACCGGAGAAAAGAUUUUUGUUUUUCAACAGUGAGGGAUCGAUGAUCGAUCCUCCUUGAGUGAAGCGAUCAAGGGUUACCGAGCGGGUCGUAGUGCCUUUUUUUUUCGUUUUUCGCGGGCCAUCACUCCCGGUCCCGCCCCUAACCGGGUGGCUCCAUCAGUCCGAUCUCCCGCCAGGUCUCGCGGAGAAGACCGUUCCAAAGUGGCCGGGUGACCGCUGUUUUCCUGCUUCCCGCGGGUGCAUCGUAUAUCCUUCUCGCAGACAACCCCGGCCGCAGCAUGCUUUCGUCCUCGAGGGCUUUCCCGCCGAUUCUCGCCGUGGCGCUCGUCGUCUGCAUCGGUGCCGUACAUGGUAUUAGAUGUUAUAGAUGUGGACAGUACAACGAGGGAGUCGGCAGUAUUACACCGUGCAUUAAUUACACCGCACAGAUGCUGAUGGAAUGCUCAUCCACGGACGAUUGGUGCAUCAAAUACGUCAGCGAAGGAUCAACGGUACGGGACUGCGUGCAGCAGUGCGUGGAGAAGGAGGCCUGGAGCACGAGAACGUAUUGCUGCCAGCAGGACGGCUGCAAUUCCGGGCCGUCGUUGACAGCGUCGAGCAGCGCGUACUUCGUCCUGGCGAUCUCGCUGGCGGUCCUCUUGGUGUGCCGAAGCCUCCGUGGCUAAUACGUCGUCCCGUAAGACGGAGGAUCCGCGCCACACGAGCGUCACACGGAGCCACAAUAGGUCCUUCAAUCACACAAACUUGCACGGGGGGGCGUACUUGAGGGGUGUUGAGAGUUGCACUUUGCGUCUCAAACGUUUGCGCCGAACGAUCGAGGCUUCCUACGGUAGCGGAUCUCGCGGAGACGUUGAUAGUCGUCCUUUUCGAUCUUUCGAUUUUCUCCAAAAAUCGGAUUACGUUCCACGUUUUUUUUUUAUUUUUUGAUCGCACAUUUCUCUGAAUGCGUGCUCUCUUCUUCCCGAUAUCCGUUUGAUUUUGAGCGUUCAAUUAAAUUCAACGUUUACGAGAAUUGAAGUCCAGGGAGUGUUGCAUACCGAUAUGAAAAAAAUUCCGCUGAUUUUAUCAGAUUUGCACAACAGUUAUCAGUUGGUUGUGGAAAUAUGCCUCGUACACCUGUUGCUUUUGUCAAUUCGCAGAUUGUUCGAUUUUUUUAUUGUUAUUUGGAUAAGCGCUGGUACAAUGUUUCGUAAGUUGAUGUCUUUCAUAAAAACUUUAUACCUAUAUAUUAUUCCUAUUAUCCGAGUAUGACACUCAAAUAUUUACUCUUUGAACUUCUCGAUAUUUAUUAUACAUUCAUUCAAAACUCUUUUUCUUUAGAAUGUCCUUUUUACAUCGUAACUAAAUACCGUAAGAUAUCGAAAAAUCACAACAUAGAGAAAAAAAUAUAAUUAUUUUGUUUCCUAAAAAUUCAAUUUUUC
Messenger RNA from Nylanderia fulva, 1703 nucleotides. RefSeq lists its product as uncharacterized. The record is from RefSeq and is a predicted model, not a curated record. NCBI's taxonomy places the organism in Eukaryota, Metazoa, Arthropoda, Insecta, Hymenoptera, Formicidae.